Molecule: messenger RNA, 1281 nt
Organism: Galendromus occidentalis (western predatory mite)
Lineage: Eukaryota; Metazoa; Arthropoda; Arachnida; Mesostigmata; Phytoseiidae
Exons: 2
Coding region: 1-1281 (426 amino acids)
Source: RefSeq, a predicted model, not a curated record
AUGGAAUCCACUUCGGGCGUUACGAGUCAGAGAGGUCAGGAGAAAUUGGCCCACGAUGGCCAUCUCUUUGUCAAAGCAUACGUCCUGAAGAGCGGCUUGCAGUCUUGGCGGUGUAUGUACAAAACCGCACCGAUUCCAUGCAAGGCGAGAGCUUAUACUCUGAUGAGUACGCGGGAAGUUAUCCGCACAAGUGGCAUCCACUCUGAUCCGCCAGAUCCCUCAGGUGUAGAGGUCGCCAAAAUCACCUCGACGAUCAAACGACGUUGCGAAGAAACAAGUGAGGCACCUUCCUCCUUGAUUAACACGGCUUUGGUCACAGCGACGACGGCUACGCUCGGUCGCAUGAAUCGACCCCAGUCGAUUUCUCGUCUCAUCAAUCGUCAUCGGAACGCCCGCUCUGCGGCUCCAUCGAAUCCGGACUCUCGCGGUUCCAUUGUCAUACCCGAAGCGUACAGGAUCUAUGAGGUGUUCGUAGUUCUGGCCGAGCGGGCUCAGUGCGUUGUGCCCGUCGCCUACGCGUUGCUCCCAGACCAAAGCAGCCGAAUCGUACACUCGGAUGCUGAAUCUCUUGAAAGAGGCUUGGCCGGCCCUCUGUCCCGCCAGCGUGGUCAUGGACUACGAGCGGCCAUGAUGAUUGCGGUCAGGGCUUGCUUCCCGCCCGAAACACGCAUUCAGGGAUGCUUCUUCCACUUGGUGAAGAACAUCAAACUACGCGUAGCUCAGGAAGGUCUUUGGAGUCGCUAUACCAACGAUGACGACUUCGCACUGAAAGCCCGAAUGAUAGCUGCUUUGGCAUUCGUUCCGCCGUCAGAGUUAGAUAAUGCAGUCGCGGAGCUUUCGCCUGUAUUGCCGGAAGAGUUGAUUCCAGUUCUCAACUAUUUCGAGGACAUUUACAUAGGGCGUAUGAACCGGAUCCGAGCCGACGGUACCGUAGACCGGAGAACACCGCAGUUCCCGGUCGAGAUGUGGUCAGUAUACCAGAGAACGCUCGACGGAGAAGCCCGCACGAAUAACUAUGCGGAGGCGGCACAUCGCAGACUCCAGGUUGAAUUCGGGAUACAGCAUCCGACAAUUUGGAAGUUCAUCGACGGGCUUAAGAAAGUCCAAAAAGGCCGUGACCUACAAGUCGAAUCAUUCGUAGCCGGCGGUGCUCCUCCAACAAAAAGGACCAAGUACGUUCGUGCAGACGAGCGAAUCCUGGGAGUGGUCGAGCGUGCCGAACAUCUACAGCAUGUAGAAUACCUCCGAGGCAUAGCUCACAAUUUCCUCAUGGACGCGUAG